CCAAAACAACAAGAAGCGUAAAACGCAAGGUGGGGCGGUGACUUCACUUCUGGGUGGCGGGGUGAGAGGGCGCGGCGUCAUGUGACCCCAAGAUGGCUGCGGGGCUGCGGCGGCCGUGAGGGAAGGCGGCCGAGCGGGGCCCGGCCAUGGCGGAGGCGUGAGGCAGCGGCGGGAGAAGGGGCUGCGGCGGGGCCUCCCGGGGCGGGGGACCGGAGGGGCCUCGCUGCUCCAUGUCGGUCCCUUCCUGAGGGAAAUAUGAUCAGCGCCCCUGACGUGGUGGCCUUCACCAGAGAGGAGGAGCUGGAGGAUGAGCUGUACAGCGAGCCGCCGCUGCCCGAGGAGUACUCGGUGCCACUCUUCCCCUUCGCCAGCCACGGGGCCAACCCCUGGGCCAAGGUCUCCAGCUCCAAGUUCCCCCGCGACUUCAUCCUCAUCUCUGAGUUCUCGGAGCAAGUGGGGCCCCAGCCCCUCCUGACCAUCCCCGAUGACGCCAAGGCGUCGGGCACUUUUGAUCUCAAUUAUUUUUCCCUCCGGAUCAUGUCUGUGGAUUACCAGGCUUCCUUCGUGGGGCACCCUCCUGGCUCUGCCUACCCGAAGCUGAACUUCGUGGAGGACUCCAAGGUGGUGCUGGGGGACUCGAAGGAGGGGGCCUUUGCGUACGUCCACCACUUGACUCUGUACGACCUCGAAGCCAGAGGUUUCGUGAGGCCCUUCUGCAUGGCCUAUAUUUCUGCCGACGAGCACAAAAUCAUGCAGCAGUUCCAGGAACUCUCCGCCGAGUUCUCCAAAGCCUCCGAAUGCCUAAAGACAGGGAACAGGAAAGCUUUUGCCAACGAACUGGAAAAGAAACUGAAAGAUCUCGACUACACCAGGACUGUCCUGCACAACGAAACCGAGAUACAGAAGAAAGCCAAUGACAAAGGGUAUUACACAACCCAAGCCAUCGAGAAGGCCAACGAGCUGGCCAGCGUGGAGAAGUCUAUCAUUGAGCACCAAGAUCUGCUGAAACAAAUCCGGUCGUAUCCCUACAGGAAGUUGAGGGAGUCUGAAUUCCACCCCUACGAGCCGGAGUGUGCGCUGGAUCGGGCCAAAGCAGCCUGUGAUCAGGACCUGACUACCUCCGACCCUGCUGAGCCCGGUGAAACGCACCUUUACGCCCACGUGCCAUCUUAUACCCCCAAGCUCAUCAAAGCCAAGUCUGCCAAAUGCUUUGACAAGAAGCUGAAGACGCUGGAGGAACUCUGCGAUGUUUAUUUUUUCACCCAAACCCUUGACCAGUUGCAGCAGAUCGAGAGGACUUUCAGAGGUGACGUGUGCUACCUCCUGACAGACCAGAUCAGCAGGGCGCUCUUAAAACAACAAAGUGUAACUAACUUCCUCUUCGAGGAUGUAUCUUUUCUGGAUGAAAAACCACCUGAAAAACAGUACAGAGGCUGCCAGGGGCUCAGCCACGAUGCUAUCGAUAGGAAGUGUUUGGAAGAGUUCCCCGCUCCUAAAGUGGUCGUCAGCCUGGGAGCCUACAAGUCCAGUGUGGAGUGUGUGCCCAUCAAGAUGGAGCAGGAAAUCGAGGACUCCCAAGAACCCAAAAUGACCGAGUCCGUCAUGUUUGAACACCAGGAGAACCUGGACUACCUCGAUGCAGAUAUUAAAGGCAGCAUCAGUAGCGGUGAGAGCAUCGAGGUUCUUGGAACGGAGAAGUCUGCGUCUGGCUUGACAAAAUCGGAGAGCCAGGCCAGUCUACCCGUCAGCCCCAGUCCCCAGGUGGGCAGGAGCAAGGUGGGCAGCCGGCGGACUGUCAGCGAGGACAGCAUCGAGGUUCUCAGCACGUGUCCCUCCGAGUCGCUCAUCCCAGAAGAUUUCAAAGCGAGCUACCCAAGUGCCAUUAACGAGGAACCUUACGUGGAUGAUGAAGAGGGAGGCCUUCGUUUCACCUCCAAGCUAAACCUGGACACCGCCGACGAGCAGGAAGACGCUUCAAAACAGGAAGAUUUGGUGCAGGUUGAUUCUGCCUGUUGCAUCGGGAAGGAGAGUCCCAACUUCCUCGAGCCCCUGCCUGAGCUGGGACAGAAGCCCUGCGACGAGGACGGGGUGGUCAGGAUCCCCCCGCAGCCGUACCGGCAGGCUGAGCAGGGGCUGCGCGGGAGCUUCGGGGGCUUCCCUUCCCACGACGGCAUCUCGGGGGGGCUCCUUCCCUACGAGUUUGACUCGCGCUACCUGACGGGCAGCAGGGAGGUCAGUAAGAGCAGCCUGGAUGAGUGCUCGGAUUCCACGAGCUAUAUCAGCAGCGCCGCUUCCACGUGCUCCGACAGGACCCCUUCUCCCGCUCACCCCGCCUGUCAGGCCAGUGAAAGGCACAAAAAAAAGGCCGGCCAGAACGCGCUGCGCUUCAUCAGGCAGUACCCCUUCGCUCACCCCGCCAUCUACUCCCUGCUCAGCGGGAGGACCCUGAUCGUGCUGGGGGAAGAGGAAGCCAUAGUCAAGAAGCUCGUGACGGCGCUCUCCAUCUUCGUGCCAAACUGCGGCGUUUAUGCCAAGCCCGUGAAGCACUGGGUCACUUCCCCUCUUCACGUUGUGGAUUUCCAGAAGUGGAAGCUCAUCGGGCUCCAGAGGAUGGUGUCACCUGCUGGGGUGAACGUCCUGCCCGCCCUGAGCCGAUACAGCCGGUACGUCAGCAUUCUGGACGCCGACAGUAAGACUCUCCGCUGCCCGCUCUACAAAGGCACCUUGGUGCCCCGGCUGGCAGACCACCGCACGCAGAUCAAACGAGGAAGCACCUACUAUAUGCACGUCCAAAGUAUCCUCACCCAGCUGUGUUCAAAAGCCUUCCUCUUCACCUUCUGCCAUCAUUUGCACCUUCCCAUCAGUGAAAGGGAGCCGGAGGAAUCCGUCGUGAAUCGCAGGAUGAACUUUCUGAAGCUUCAACUGGGCCUUGCCAAUGAAGAUGUCAAAAUUGUACAGUAUUUAGCUGAGCUGCUGAAGCUGCAGUACAUUCAGGAACCUGGCCAGGGGGUGAACCCUCUGCUCAGAUUUGACUAUGUUCCCAGCUUUUUGUACAAAAUCUAGCCUUGCGCGGGCUCUCUGCCUGCGUACUCAGAGUCUGACAAAGCUCAUCCGUGCUUGACAUUGACGCUGCCUGCAGUAGCUCUCAUACGUCAGGAAGGGGCGAAGAAGCCGAUGUGCUCACACGCGUCUCCGCCCCACAGAAACCGGUGUCCGAGGGGCCGGAUUUCUGUGUGGUUCCCUGUAGCCAAGAAUGUAGAUGCUCCAUCACAUAAAACACCAGGCACUCUGUUUUUUAAAUGUUAGGAGGGACACUGUCAACUUUUAGAACGUAUCACGGCAGCAUCCCAGGGGGAUUAUGGUGUGGAGAGAGAGGUGGGCUGUCUCGGGGAUCAAUACUUAUUAGUGUGCAGCCCCCAAAAUAACGUGGUGUUCCACACGCUUCUGCCAGAGCCCUAAAUGCUGUUGGUCCCUUCUGUGGAGCCAGAGUGGAGACCAGAGGGGGGAUGUAAAGGCCGCGUAAAGUUUUUUAAUCCACUAGAAUGUAGCUCAGAAGCUCCCUGGCAGGGUGGCAGCUUGCAGUUACCCAUCUGUGCGCCGCGGUAGCGGAUGGUUUGUCCCUUCCUGCAUUUUUCUGAGUUUCCAGGACAAGUUGUCCCUGGGUGAGUGGGAGCACAGUGGAAGUUCACGUGCUCCUCUCCAGAAAGCGUUUGGUGGUUUCUCUCAGCUUUGUUAAAAUCUGGAAUGUGGAAGGACUCCAUAACACCAGCGAGCACUGAGAUGCCCGCUGCUGUGAAUGUAGAGCACCGUGCCUUGUUAAUUUGUCACGUCUGAUUUGCUGGGCGACUUCUGAGAAGGAUGAGAGGGAGCCCAGGAAUCCUCAAAGCGUGUGAGGUAGAGUGUGGCUUUUUAAGGAGGGAGAACUGAACAAGAGUCGGGGGAGCCCUCAUUUUUAGGUGCUUUUUGUGAUGGAGAAACAAACAGUGCAAUUCAGCUGAAGCUACGCGGUGCGACAGCAGGCUGUUAGAGCGGGCUGCCUGGCUGGUGGGAUACUAGUGCUCAGGAGAGUUUGGGGAUGAAUGUUUUGGAUUCCACAUUGUAUCUGUAAUAGUUUCCCUUUUUUUUUUUUUUUUUUUCUUUUUUUUUUUUUUUGUCAGGGAGUUGACUUUUGAGCUUUGUGGUAAAGCAGGGUCGGCGUCGCUGCGUGCUGCUUCUGGCUGAGCCUUUGUCAUGUCUCGACUACCUCUCCCGGGGUGCUCCUGGGUAGCUCUGGACGGGGCAGAACUGCUGCUCUCUGAGCCUGGAUGCUGAGGACUUUCCUUUCAAAGCUUCUGUGCCGCUGCCUGUGCCAUAAAGGUUGUGCCACCGGUAUGGUGACACUCCCAGGUUGUUCCUGUCAGUGCCAAAGGCUUUGUGCCUGGGCACAGCGCUUCCCUCUGGAACCUUAGAAGAGAUGCUGCUCCUUGGCCAUCGGUCCUGGGCUGCUGUCUGCUCUGUCCAGUGCCACGUGGUACUUUUAAGCAAGAAAAGCCUUGCUAGGAAAGAUAGCCUUGGUUUUAUUUUUAGUACUCUUCUGAUUAUGGGUUGAGAACAGCUGCCAUUGUACAAGAUGAGCUGCUGCGUUAUUUAGUUUGGGUUUUGUUUUUUGUUUUGUUUUGGUUUGUUUUUUUAAGCCUCUGUUUAUUGUGACGACGUGAGGCAGUGCUGGAGAUGAAUGUGAUUUUCCUCCUGUGCCUGAGGAAGUUUCCGUGUAGGGACUGGGCUUUGUCAGCGUGGCUUAGACCCCACUGAAACUUGCUGUGAGAAAUGCGCUGUGCCGAAACCUGUGUCCCGAAGGCGGGGAGGCUCCUCGUGGAGGCUGUUGUCUGGCACCAGCAUCUGCGCUUCGGUACCACUGCUGCCUCUUUCUCUGCCCUGGAAAGGGCUCGCUGGGGAAGUGCGGGAGGUAUAAACCAUCAGGGCAGAGAGGCUAUUUUAAAUGUUAGUGUUGUUUUCUGGUGGUUUACAGUGAGGCCAGCUCAGCCGGGCAAGCGGAGCCCGUGGUACACUCCGGAGGGAUUUCCAAGGUCAGGGCUUGCUUGUGAUGGUGUUUUUAGGUCGCAGUUAGGAAGCAGCGUGGCGUUGCCUUCACCGAAGGUGAGCGGGGCGCCUGUGCGCGGGGCUGUGCGCCUUUAAAGCACGUUUAAAAGCCUUUUCCUUUCCUAACUCUGCCCUCCUGUCGCGCGUGGACUGGGUCUGCUGGUGAAAGACUUCUGCGUCCAUCGAAAACGCCUCCUUUCUGAAGUGACUCGAGGUGUCCCCUCGUCGAUCCGUGUGCACCCAAACGGCUUCCACGCUAAAGCUGAGGCGAGAUCCCCUGGGGGAAGAGGCAGCUCAGUAAAUGAGUGAUGCAGGUAGACGCAACCUCCCUGCGUCCUGCCUGACCCGCAGCUCUGGAGAAGCGCUCAGCACUGCAGCUCGUUUCCUGCCGGAACACAACCUGAUGCUGUUUGGGUUUGAGGAGGGAGGGAGAGAGGGAUGAGCUUUUUUUCCUGCUGACUCGCUUAACGUCUUCCUCCGGUCUGACAGCGCAGAGCCAGGGAGCGGGAUCGAUGAUUAGUGUUGGCUGAUCUCUUAGUCACAGUGGUCUCGACCUGUGGUGUUCAGCUCCACUCGUAAAUUGAUAAAUAACUGGCUCCUCAUUGCUCCCUCUAUCAAACCUGUAGUAUCUGAUACUCAAGGCUGCGUUAAGCAAUACUUGCACUACCACCUGUCUGACCUGCUUCAUCUCUCCACCACAAAGCAGCUCUGAUUUGGGAGGAUGCCCUGGGGGCUUUGCUGGGACGUCGCCCCAUUUCAAAAACCGGAGCUCUGUGCUAUCUGCAAAUCGGCUCUUAAGCAGGAGCUGUGGGGAAACACGCCUUGGAGUGCUUGUUCUCCCGAAGCUGGCUCACGGCAGAGUAACCUCUGAGCUCGGACUCCUUGAAAGCGGGAGUUACAUGGAGCUGUGGCACCUCGGUGCAGCCGGAGCCCAGCCUGCCCUCGCUGUUGUGGUGCCCGUAACGGUGGCAGAAAUCGGGGGGAGUCCGCGUGCAGCUGGUGGUUUGGGAGCUGAAUUCCUCUUUGCUCAGUAAUUUCUCUGCCUGACCGUCUGAUCCUGUACAGUAAAGAUCCCUCUAUCGGCACUUUAAGACUUUUUUUCCUCAUCUUCACUGUGUUACCUCACUAGUUCCCCGAUAUUAGCAGACUUGUAACAAGUUAGGAUCUUCGCCCUGACAGCCCCUGCAAGGAAUCUCGGCAUGUGUGUUCGUCGGCUUGCACCCCACCGUCCCACCGCCGCGCGCUGCCGUCCGUCCAUCCUUC
Molecule: messenger RNA, 6342 nt
Organism: Tyto alba (common barn owl)
Lineage: Eukaryota; Metazoa; Chordata; Aves; Strigiformes; Tytonidae
Gene: SMCR8
Product: SMCR8-C9orf72 complex subunit
Exons: 2
Coding region: 256-3063 (935 amino acids)
Cellular component (GO): guanyl-nucleotide exchange factor complex
Molecular function (GO): GTPase activator activity
Source: RefSeq, a predicted model, not a curated record